Messenger RNA from Zygosaccharomyces rouxii, 1398 nucleotides. RefSeq names its product histone chaperone NAP1 (gene NAP1). NCBI's taxonomy places the organism in Eukaryota, Fungi, Ascomycota, Saccharomycetes, Saccharomycetales, Saccharomycetaceae. The transcript has a single exon. Gene Ontology annotation, cellular component: nucleus; chromatin. Gene Ontology annotation, biological process: nucleosome assembly. Gene Ontology annotation, molecular function: chromatin binding; histone binding. The record is from RefSeq and is a predicted model, not a curated record. Bases 1 to 1398 code for a protein of 465 amino acids.
AUGUCAGAACCCAUCAGAGCUAAGCCAAAAUCUUCUAUGAAGAUUGAUAAUGCUCCAACUCCUCACAAUACUCCUGCUAGCGUAAUGAAUAACAGUUUUUUGAAAAACGGUAAUCCUGUGCAGAACAGAAAGGACAAUAGCAACAGCGAAUCUAACAAAGGUACUACUGCUGCUGCUACUCCUCCCACCAAUGAAGCACCUCAGACUAUUAAGGAAGAAGAUAUGCAAGGUGCAUUGACCAACCAACCGCUGCUUCUACAAAGUAUUCAAGAAAAAUUGGGAUCACUAGUGGGUCAAGAUAGCGGAUACGUGGACCAGUUACCAAUACAGAUCAGAAAUCGUAUCUAUGGAUUAAAGAAAUUACAAAAUGAUCUUUUCGCCAUUGAAAAGGAUUUCCAAGUGGAAAUGUUUGAACUAGAACAAAAAUACUUGCAGAAAUAUGCCCCAUUACAUGAUCGUCGUCGUCGUAUAGUUGCUGGUGAUGAUGAACCUUCGAGUCAAGAGGUCACCAAGGGUAAAGAAAUCGAAAGAUUGGAAAAAGCAGACCAAGGAGAAGACGAAGAUGAUGAAGAUGAUGAAACAAAUCAGAUGACUGGUGAAGACGACAAGACAGAUGUUAAAGGUAUUCCAUCAUUCUGGUUGACAGCAUUAGAAAAUUUGCCUGUGGUCUCCGAUACCAUUACUGAUCGUGACGCUGAAGUUCUAGAUUAUUUGCAAGACGUACAAUUACAGUAUUUGACCGAAGGUAAACCAGGUUUCAAAUUGGUUUUCACAUUUGACAAAGAUGUACCAUUCUUUGAUAACACAGUUUUGACAAAGACUUACUACUAUCAAACCGAAUUGGGUUAUUCAGGUGAUUUUAUCUACGAUCACGCUGAGGGUGACAAGAUUAACUGGACAGACAACGAAUGCAAUGUUACUAUUACAGUGGAAAAGCGUAAACAGAGGAAUAAGGUUACCAAGCAAGUUCGUACUAUCGAAAAAAUUACACCGGUGGAAUCCUUCUUCAACUUUUUCGAUCCACCAAGAGCACCAAGCAGCGCAGAAAAAGAUUCAGAACCAGAACAACAAGACCCUGCAGCUGAAACCGCUGAGGAAGGAUUGGAAGAUGAAGAAGAAUUAGAAGAACUCGAACAACGAUUGGCUCUUGACUAUUCUAUUGGUGAACAGUUGAAAGAUAAAUUGAUUCCUCGCGCUAUCGAUUGGUUUACCGGGGCAGCACUGGAAUUCGAAUUCGACAACGAGCAAGAUGAUGAAUUCGAAGAAGGUGAUGAGGAUGAAGAUGAAGAUGAAGACGAGGAUGAAGAUGAGAAUGAUGACGAUGAUGACGAUGAUGAAGAAGAAGAGGACGAUUUUGCGGGCAAGAAAGAGAAUCCGCCUGAGUGUAAGCAGUCUUAA